ACGAGUAUGUUCUGCGAAUAAGCUCCACGCAGGACGCUGCUCUAUACGUAACUUCAAACAAAAUCAACCGACUACAACACCAACUUUUAAAUUGGAAACAUUAUAUAAUACUCUACCCAGAUUACGUAUUUGAAAUAACAAUUUGUUUAAAUAAGGAUCUUGUGAUCAGGAAAAUUUGGAAGGUUGACUAUACGGAUUCUUGGAUUUCGUGACGUGAAUCAUCGACUAUAAUAAUUAAAAGAAAUAUUUGUCGGACAGAAGGUGAAGUUGGCUAAUUUUUUGACUAAGAGAAGGUGAAAUUUUUUAAAAAGGGGAAUCCGUGGAACCAUACUGCUAUAAAAAGAAAUAUCUGCCCAAGAGAAUCGCCAAAAGAAACCAUUUAAGUUUGGCUAUUUAUAUUUUGUCUUGGAGAAGGUAACAUUCUGGUAUCGUCAGUUUUCAUUCUCGGGGAGCCGGUGGAAGCAUUUAGAGAUAUAAAAAAAGAAAUCAUCCGAGAGCAGGUGAAGCUGUGUAAUCGGACGUCAUGAAGGAUAUGCGCGAUGUAGAUGUGGAUGAGAUACUGGUAGCCCUGGGAAGUAGAGGGAAAUACCAAAUGUGGAUGUACUUCUUAUCCACAUUAACUUAUUUUUCUGAAGCUUUUCAUUCACUAAGUAUAGUAUUUAUAGGUCAACUAAAUCCACAGAAAUGUGCAGCGCCACCGGAUCUACCCGUCAACCAAACUGAUGACAUAUUUGGUAAAUGUUCUAUUUUGAGUCAGAAUGAAACUAACGUUACUUCCUGUAUCUAUGGUUACCAGUAUGAACAUCCACCGGAUAUGUCCAUUGUCUCUGAAUUUGAUCUUGUAUGUGAUCAAGCGGCUCUCUCAGAUUUAUCUCAAACUCUGCUGAAUCUUGGUAUGGCAGUUGGAUCGUCUACCCUGACGUUAGCAUCUGAUAAAUAUGGUAGGAAACCUAUCUGUGUAUUGAGUCAUUUGGGAUGUCUUGCUACAGGUAUUGGUGCUUCAUUUGCUCCUAACUAUGCCGUGUUCGUGGUGAUGAGGUUUGUCAAUGGAAUUGUCCAACAGGGGACCGUAUUAACGGCAGUAACGUACGCCAUUGAAAUAUUUCCUAAAGAAAAGAGAAGAUAUUGUGGAUUCUAUGGUUUGUUAAUGUGGAGUGUAUGUGUUAUGUCCAUAGCACCUAUUGCUUAUUUAACUCGUAUGUACAGCUGGAGAAUCGUCUACCUGGCUCUAACUAGCGCUUCUUUAUAUUCCCUUAUACAGUACUGGAUAACAGAUGAAUCUAUAAGAUGGUUGGUGGCUAACAACAGAUUGGAAGAAACUGUCAGACUGGUGAAGAAGGCCGCAAAAAUGAAUGGUAUUAAUGUUAACGAACCAUUGAAGUUAAUCUACCAGAAAGAGUUGUUACCUGUUGAUACUGAUAAACCAACCGAUAAACUACUGGCUGUAACAUUAGAUACGGGCGGAGACGAUAGGAAACAGAAGAAGGCGUUAGAAGCAGGGGUGGAGAAUCGGGUCGUUCAUGUAGAAAAAUACACACUUUUGGAUAUAUUUAAAAGUAGACGCUUGGCAAUAACAUUGAUUAUAAUAUGGUUCAUGUGGUUUACAAACAGUCUGACAUAUUAUGGUAUUUUCCUCACCUCUGCAAGCCUGGCUGGUAACAUCUAUCUGAAUUUCUUCCUAAAUGCCCUAGUUGAAGUUCCUUCUGCAUUUAUAUACUGGUUUACUAUUGACAGUAUUGGGAGAAAGAAGACGGCAAUGCUCUUUCAUGGAAUUGCUGCAUUCGGCCUAAUAGGUGCUACAAUACUAAGAAUGUACGACGAUAGUGAGGCUGCUUCAAUAUCGGCCACCAUAUUUUCGUUAAUUGGUAAACUGGGUAUUUCUGGUUCUUUUAAUGUUAUAUUCAUCUACACACCGGAAGUCUUCCCCACAAAUAUAAGGAAUAUAUCAUUUGGAACAGCCUCUACUGCUGCCAGGAUCGGUGGAAUGUUAGCACCAUUUUCCAGUCUUUUGGCUGCAAAUCUACCAUGGGCACCGGGAGCUAUAUUUGGAGCAUGUUGUUUAAUCGUGACAAUUACCAUUUUAUAUUUACCAGAAACGAUGGGCAAGGAAUUACCACAAACCAUGGAGGAUCUUAAUAAACUUUAUGAUAAAAAGCAGGGCAAUGCAUAAACUUUAUGAUAAAUAGGGAGGACCAUGGAUGAUUUUCAUAACCAAGGACCAUUGAUGAUCUUAAUAAACUUUGUGAUAAAUAAAA
Patella vulgata (common limpet) is the source of this 2255-nucleotide messenger RNA. Its product is annotated as organic cation transporter-like protein. Gene Ontology annotation, biological process: transmembrane transport. The record is from RefSeq and is a predicted model, not a curated record. The transcript has 11 exons. NCBI's taxonomy places the organism in Eukaryota, Metazoa, Mollusca, Gastropoda, Patellidae. Gene Ontology annotation, molecular function: transmembrane transporter activity. Bases 524 to 2170 code for a protein of 548 amino acids.